Messenger RNA from Poeciliopsis prolifica (blackstripe livebearer), 1373 nucleotides. Its product is annotated as alcohol dehydrogenase 1-like. The coding region runs from base 74 to 1207 and encodes 377 amino acids. NCBI's taxonomy places the organism in Eukaryota, Metazoa, Chordata, Actinopteri, Cyprinodontiformes, Poeciliidae. Gene Ontology annotation, molecular function: S-(hydroxymethyl)glutathione dehydrogenase [NAD(P)+] activity; zinc ion binding. Gene Ontology annotation, cellular component: cytosol. The transcript has 9 exons. The record is from RefSeq and is a predicted model, not a curated record. Gene Ontology annotation, biological process: formaldehyde catabolic process.
UCAGCUUCAGCUGCAGGAUUUCAACCAAACUUUGUUCGUUCCUCGAACCUCCUGUCUGUUUUACUCUGUAGAAAUGGCGACAGCUGGUAAGGUCAUCAGGUGCAAGGCAGCGGUGGCCUGGGAGCCCAACAAGCCCCUGGUCAUCGAGGAGAUUGAGGUCGCUCCUCCUCAGGCCAACGAGGUUCGCAUCAAGAUUGUGGCCACAGGUGUCUGCCACACAGACCUGUACCACCUGUUUGAGGGAAUGCACAAAGAUGGCUUCCCGGUGGUUCUCGGACAUGAGGGAGCUGGCAUAGUGGAGAGCGUUGGGCCCGGUGUCACUGAAUUUCAGCCAGGGGACAAGGUUAUUCCUCUGUUCAUCUCCCAGUGUCGAGAGUGUCGCUUUUGUAAAAGCCCAAAGACCAACCAGUGUGUCAAAGGAUGGGCCGCUGACCGCUAUGAUGUGAUGGCUUUAGAUGAAACCAGACUGAGCUGUAAGGGGAAGAAGCUGCUGCAGUUUUUGGGGACCAGCACCUUCUCUCAGUACACAGUUCUUAACCAGAUAGCAGUGGCCAAGAUUGACCUGGCUGCCCCUCUGGAUAAAGUCUGCCUCCUUGGUUGUGGGGUCUGCACAGGGUUCGGCGCAGCGGUCAACACUGCUAAGGUGGAGGCGGGCUCCACCUGCGCCGUGUUCGGUCUUGGAGCCGUGGGCCUGGCUGCAGUCAUGGGCUGUAAGUUUGCAGGAGCCAAAAGGAUCAUCGCUGUUGACAUCAACCCAGAGAAGUUUGAGAAAGCCAAAGUGUUUGGUGCCACUGAGUUUGUGAACCCCAAAGAUCACAGCAGACCCAUCAACCAGGUGCUGGCUGAGAUGACUGAUGGAGGAGUGGACUACUCCCUGGAGUGUGUAGGAAAUGUUGCAGUCAUGCGCAGCGCCCUGGAGUCUUGUGUGAAGGGUUGGGGUGUCAGCGUUCUUGUCGGCUGGACAGAUCUGCAUGAUUUUGCCGCCCGACCCAUUCAGCUCAUCGCGGGCCGAACAUGGAAGGGCACCCUGUUUGGAGGGUUCAAGAGUAAGGACGGUGUUCCUCAGAUGGUGAAAGCUUACCUGGACAGGAAGGUGAAGCUGGACGAGUUCAUCACUCACAUCAUGACUCUGGAGAAAGUCAAUGAAGCCGUGGAGCUGAUGAAGAACGGCCAGUGCAUCCGGACGGUCCUGAGAGUUUCUCCUUGAGUCAAAGCUCCUCCCAAAACGUUGUCUCCUUCGCCAGGCUGGGCGUUUGGCUUCUGUUCACAGUGAGCAGCCAACGGUUCAUCUGUCCUGCCUGAUGGUUACAUCUGGGGUCAUGAAACAUUUGGAGCAAAUAAAAUCAUUCAACCUGAAGGUUGUGUUUGUUCAA